AUGGUGGCUGACUUGAUUGAUGCUAGAUUGGGAUGUUGGAAAAAUCAUUUAAUUGAUUCAUGCUUUAUACCUUCUGUUGCAACAAGGAUUAAAGCAAUUCCUCUAUCUGACUUACCACAACCAGAUAUGUUAUAUUGGGCUUUUGAAAGGAAUGGAGCUUAUUCAGUUAAAUCUGGGUACCAUGUUCUAUGUGAGGAAGAAAGGAGUGGUGAAGCCUCAAGUUCAAAUUCGGGGCUGGUAGCUGGGUUUUGGUCGAAAUUAUGGAAGCUAGGUGUACCGGGGAAAGUUAAGCACUUCCUUUGGAGAGCUUGUACAGAUAGCUUGCCAACCAGAAUUAAUUUGAUGAAAAGGAAAAUUCUGAAUGAUCCGAUCUGCCAUCUGUGUGGCCGAGAUGAUGAAGAUACACUCCAUGCAGUGUGGGGCUGUGAGGUUGUCAAGCAGGUAUGGGACUGUGAUUUCAAUUGGGUGAACAGAUUUGAAGCAGCACAUGGUUCAUUUCAAGACUUGGUAGAGAUGGUCCUGUCAAAACCAAGAGUGCGUGAAGAUUUUGCAACAACAGCAUGGUUUGUAUGGGCACAUAGAAACAAGUCUAGACUGAAUGAAAAAACAACUCCACUCAAUGGUAUUAGAGAGGCAGUACGAAAUUUUCUACACCUGUUUCAGUCUUGCCGUGAACCACCUGUGAGUUAUAAGAAGCAGAGACAACGCAACUAG
Molecule: messenger RNA, 714 nt
Organism: Quercus lobata
Lineage: Eukaryota; Viridiplantae; Streptophyta; Magnoliopsida; Fagales; Fagaceae
Exons: 1
Coding region: 1-714 (237 amino acids)
Source: RefSeq, a predicted model, not a curated record